ACGGCGCAGGUAUCACGGUUUUCUGGUGGGAGGGAAGCUAGCACGUUGCUUUUGACGUGGAGUGGGAUCUUCCUGCCAGCCUUAACGCUUUACUGUCUACCAGAUACCAUCUUACAGGCUUCAAAGUUACGACUGACAUCCUGAACGCCACUCAACCACGAAUACGCGGCGCUGGGGAGAUUUGUUUCCUCUCUGACUUGUAACUAUUAUGGCUGGUAGCACCAUCAAGACAGUGCACGAUAUUUUUCAAAGCAUGGAGUACGGACCAGCGGCAACUUCCACCUAUGCCACUGCACAGGCCUGGCUGGAUCACCAUGCCCGUUCCCUGGGUCUGUUCGUCGAUGGCAAGUUUGUCUGUCCUGCAGACAGACAGAGUUGCUCCCUGGCCGAUUCUAAAGGUGGUAAUGUGUGCAGCACAGUGUGCGCUGUGGAGGACGACGUUUCCCAGUGUGCCUCCUCUGCUGUUAGUGGACACAAGGCCUGGAGUGGCCUGACCUGCUACCAGAGGGCCAAAGUGCUGCUCAGGUUGGUGAGCGUUCUCGGGCAGCACGGACAGUGUGUGUCGGAGCUAUGUGAGCUGUGUGGGGCCUCCUGCUCGCCCUCCACCCUCGUCAGACUGCUGCAGUACUACAGCAGCUGGGCUCAGCUCAGAGACACUCUCAUCACCAACUGGACCCCAUUGGGUGUGGUGGCAGUAGUUGUCUCUGAUGACUGCUCUCUCUAUUCCCUUAUGCUCAAAGUCCUACCAGCACUGGCCAUGGGCAACUCUGUCAUUGUUGUCCCUGGUCGGAGCAGCGGCCCUCCAGCGCUCCUAUUGGCUCAACUCUUUAUGGGGGCAGGACUCCCUGCCGGGGCUCUUAAUGUUUUAACAGGAAGUGACGUGUCACUGGGUGCCAAAGUGGCACAGAGCCCCAGCAUCAGCUACGUCACCUACAGCGGCAACAAGCAGGAUGGGGUGAUGCUGUGUAAAGCCACAGCAGGAAUGGGGGUUCCCGUUUCUGUCUCCCCCUGCAUCGGCGCUACGUGCCCCUUUAUCAUCUUUGAGUCGGCCGACAUCGACAGCGCGGUGGAUGGAGUGAUAGAGACUGCCUUCAAGAAGAAGAGAGAGGUCCACUGGGUGUUGUGCGUGCAGGAGAGUGUGCUGGACAGUGUUGUGGCCCGUCUCAAGCUCCGGAUGGCGGGCAUGAAGUGUGUGGCGCUGCACAGUGAUGGAGACAGGGUCCUGGUGGAUGCUGCAGUACGGGAAGCUCAACAGCAGGGGGCCACGUUGGUUCAGUCCUGCGCCGCCCCCCCUUCGGGUGCCCAGUACCCUCCCACGGUGCUCUGCGGGGCAGCCCCCUCCUCUCCAUUUGUGGUCAGCCCCUCACCUGGACCACUGCUGCCUCUCAUGACCUUCAGAAGCCACACAGAAGCAGUGACCCUGGGAAACCACAGUCCUCAUGGCCAGGCAGCCUCCAUCUGGACUGAAGACCUCACCUUGGCUCUGGAGACAGCUAAGAGUCUGUCAGUUGGCUCGGUGUGGGUGAACUCCCACUCUGUGUCUGACCCCUGUCUGCCGGUCUCUGGUCACAAAGACAGCGGCACCUGCACUGACGGAGGACAGGAGGGUCUGUACCAGUUUCUACGCCCGCCUUCUUCCUCCUCUCCUCUUCUACCUCGCUCUUCCCCUGUCUCCAUGGACUACUCAAAGUUUGGAACUGCAGCAUCCCCAGCUCUCAUUCCUGAUGAUUCAAACCCUGCCAGUGCUCCACAGUCCUACCCUCAGUUUGUCGGCGGUAAGGCCGGCAAAUCAGCAUCUGGCUGCAGUGUGGCUGUGCAGUCCCCAGGGGGCAGCCGUGUGUUAGCCUAUUGUCCCGAUGGCGGCAGGAAAGACGUCCGUAACGCUGUGGAGGCUGCGGUCAAAGUCCAGCCUGGCUGGAUGAAAAAGAGUCCGUCUGCCCGCGCUCAGUCGCUCUACUCUCUGGCCAAGGGCCUGGAGGCCAAGAGGCGGGACAUAGCUGUGUCAAUCAAUGCUCAGACUGGUGUUACAAUGGACGAGGCUGAGAAGGAGCUGGAGCUCAGCAUCAGCAGGCUCAGUGAUUGGGCAGCUUACUGUGACAAAAUCCAAGGGGGAGCUCCGCCUGUGCCACAGUCUGGCUCCGCUCUCUCCCUCCCUGAAGCCCUGGGAGUCGUGGGGGUCGUCCUGCCUGACAAGAAUCCCCUCCUCUCUAUGGUUACACUUCUUGGGGCAGCCAUCGCCACUGGCAAUGCUGUCAUCAUGGUCCCCAGUCAGAAGUAUCCACUGCCAGCCUUGGCAUUCAUUCAGGUGCUCCAGUCUUCAGACGUGCCAUCAGGUUUGGUAAAUAUCAUUACAGGAGGUAGAGACCAGCUGACAGUGGCUCUGGCUAAUCACAGUGUCAUCAAGGCCAUCUGGUACUGGGGCAGCUCUGAGGGCUGUCAGUACCUCCAGUACACCUGCACCAGCCCUCUGAAAAUCCUGCGCCUGUUCUGCCAAAAGGACGAGGAGGGCAAAGACGGAGGGAAGGACUGGACUCAGUCUCAUUCCUCGUUCCUGGAAGAGAUGUGGAGGAAUGCUGUCCAGUGGAAGAGCGUCUGGUUUCCUACUGCAUAAGAAAACAGAGGGAGGGAGAAAGACAUCAGCCUGAAGAGUGAAACUGUGACCUGUAUGACGUAGAUUUAAAAGGAAGGAUCAAAAAUUAACUGUGACCACGAAAACUAUAAGAUGUCAGUGAAAUUUGUGACCUGGCUGAAAACACCAUCCGACUUAUUCAUGUGAUUCAUAUUAAGAUAAGGGCCCUGUUAAUAUAAUAAUAAUAAUAAUAAUAUUGAAUAUGCAUUUGAUGGCUAUGGUGCUAAAAGAUAUCCCUAAAGUCUGAUAGCAUCCAGGACGACCUUCCACACAGUGAUGAAACUACACAGUGGAUGUGCUGGACGUGAACUGGGCUUUAUUAAAUGUAAUCUGUAACCCCACAAACUAAUGCAGUUAGUUAAUGAAACACUAACGCCUGCCUUUGGAAGUAACUCACCGUUGCUACCCAUGACAAUUUAGCAAGCUAGUUAGCUUGAAAUUCUAACCGUUUAAUCAAUUUCUUAGACUUUUGUUCAUGUUUUUGGCUUUGGAAAGGCAAUCACUGCCAUGUAUGGUAAUGGUAGGCUGUGAUUGGACAAUAUCUGUUGGGGGAGGGGCUUUGCAGAUUGUUAGAGUCAGAGUGGAUUUAUUAUGUUUUCAUUGUUUUCCACAAUAUUUUUGUCUUAUUUUUGGAAAAGCCUGUGCGUGAGUGAUUUGUUCACACAUAUUAUAGCCAAAUAUUUCUGGAGUAAUUAACCAUCUACUGUCUAUAAUCUGAAGCAUCCGGCAAUGUGGCACUAAGCAGCCAGUACAGGACAAAAUGCCAAUCUGACAUCAACAAAAGAAAAAGAAAUCUUCUAACCAAGGAAAUGUUCACAUCAACUUACGCAGUACAGCCAUACACUAACAGGUAUUUUCAGUAGCUUUCAAAGGGUUUCAUCAGCCCCAAGGUCAUAUUAAAAUACCUGUAAAUGAAUAUACAACAUUAAAAUUAAGUUGAAGUGUGAAACUCUGUCCUAUUAUCUUUUAUCUGAAAUACAGCUAAACAAAAUGUAAAUGUUCCCUCCCGAGGGAUCAAAAUGCUUCUAUAAAUCAGAUCAGUAUCCUGUCAAACAAAAGUUCAUGCCUUUAUUGGCUUUUGCAUCAUGACUCUGCCUUUUUUUUUUUGCUAGAAUAAACAAAGGUGCAUUCAGGGACAGAGGGAAGCGAAGGCCAGCAUUUAUUUAACAGGCUUUGGAGCCAUAUGAGAAAGUAAGAGGUUAAGUACAUGAACAGAUUUAAUUUUGAGGUAAUGGCAGGAGAAGCCUUGGAGACUCUGGGUUGAACUUUGCAAAAAAAAAAAGAAAACAACAAACCAUGAAGCUCUUAAAACAAACAGCGGAUUUGAAAGGUUUUUAUUAAAAA
Chelmon rostratus (copperband butterflyfish) is the source of this 3973-nucleotide messenger RNA. RefSeq names its product aldehyde dehydrogenase 16 family, member A1 (gene aldh16a1). The transcript is spliced from 17 exons. Bases 209 to 2611 code for a protein of 800 amino acids. Gene Ontology annotation, molecular function: oxidoreductase activity, acting on the aldehyde or oxo group of donors, NAD or NADP as acceptor. The record is from RefSeq and is a predicted model, not a curated record. Lineage: Eukaryota; Metazoa; Chordata; Actinopteri; Chaetodontiformes; Chaetodontidae.